Molecule: messenger RNA, 1314 nt
Organism: Suhomyces tanzawaensis NRRL Y-17324
Lineage: Eukaryota; Fungi; Ascomycota; Pichiomycetes; Serinales; Debaryomycetaceae
Product: tRNA (guanine-N2-)-methyltransferase
Exons: 1
Coding region: 1-1314 (437 amino acids)
Biological process (GO): methylation
Cellular component (GO): cytoplasm
Molecular function (GO): nucleic acid binding
Source: RefSeq, a predicted model, not a curated record
AUGAAGGACUACUUGAUAUACUUCGCGCAGGCGUACCCCAACUUCCGCAGGGCCGAGAUCGAGUCCCUCGCCCAGUUGCAUGGCAUCUCCAUCGACAUGUCCCACCACGAUGAACAGAACCCAUUCCUCAUCGUCCAGUUGGAAAACGACUUGCAGGCCCAGCAGAUAAUGGAGAGAUCAGUGCUAGGCAGAGGCAUCUACGAGCUCUGGGGCCAGGGAAAGGACUUGGACGAAUUGCAUGCUAGUGUCAAGGAGUCCUCCCACGACAAGUUCGAACUCUACAAACAAGCAUCCUUCAAAUUCGACUUCAUAGGCUACAUGGGGUCCAGAAGCAACAAGACCAAGUUCGCAAUGAUCGAGUCCUUCUCGUUCCUUGCGUUCGAGGGACCUAUCCGCAUGAAGAAUCCCGACGAAAUAUUCACUGUGCUCGAAGAAUACAAGGUAACUGGUAACGACAAGGCCACCACUCCCGAGAGAAUGUGGUUCGGCAGACAGAUCCAAUUGAGUGCCAGGGUGGGCAACAUCUUGGACAAGUACGACUUGAGAAGAAGAAAGUACAUCGGAACCACCUCAUUUGAUGCUGAAUUGUCGUUGGUCAGUUGCAACAUCGCCCAAGUUGACCAAGGAAAGUUCACCUACGAUCCGUUUGCAGGAACAGGCUCUUUCUUGGUGGCUGCUGCCAACUAUGGAGGCAUUUCCAUCGGAUCAGACAUCGACAUCAGAACCCUUCGCGGAAAGAGCGACCAGUGUAACAUCAAGGCCAACUUCAACCAGUACGGUACCUCACUCCAGUUUGUGGACGUCUUGACCAUGGACUUCACCAACAACGCUCUCAGACAGAGCUUGUGCAUUGACACCAUUGUGUGUGACCCACCCUACGGAGUGCGGGAAGGUCUCAAAGUGUGUGGAGCUAAGGACCCCGAGAAGGCUGCUGGACGCGAGAAUGUGGUUAUUGACGGCGAAAAGGCCCACUUGAGAAGAGACUUCAUCCAGCCCAAAAAGCCAUACCAACUCUCCAAUCUCUUGGACGAUCUCCUUCGAUUUUCAGCGUCCAGACUUCCUGUGGGUGGACGUCUUGCCUUCUGGAUGCCCACAGCUAACGACGACUUCGAGAUCAACCAGAUACCCCAGCAUGCCCAACUUGAGUUGAUCUAUAACCUCGAACAGGAGUUCAACAAGUGGUCGCGUAGGCUUCUCGUGUAUGUCAAGCGUGACGAAAGCUACGUUGGUCAGACUUCGAAUGGAUUGAAGAGCCAGGGCAUCAAGGACUUCCGGGAGAGGUACUUCAACGGAUUCAGCGAAAAGAGCAGGUGA